Molecule: messenger RNA, 1096 nt
Organism: Schizosaccharomyces octosporus yFS286
Lineage: Eukaryota; Fungi; Ascomycota; Schizosaccharomycetes; Schizosaccharomycetales; Schizosaccharomycetaceae
Exons: 1
Coding region: 28-699 (223 amino acids)
Source: RefSeq, a predicted model, not a curated record
GCAAUAGUAAACAACCAGCUCUUUGCCAUGUCCCUCUUUUCAUCAUUUGUAUUUUUAUUAUUCCUAGUAUUUUAUAGUGGAAAUGCACUUGCAUAUUCUCAGUCUUUAGAUCGUAUUCAGGUUUUAACGUUUUCGACGCCUGACCCUGAAGACUCAAAAUCAAAAAGUACCAAAAAUCCCAAGCUGAUAUGUUCAGGAGCAGCUUGUGAAGAUUAUGAGACCAAAUACGCUAUCUGCCAGCAUAAUCAACUCAACGUCUCUCCGCUGGAUAUAAAAUGGUCUUGCUCAUGGCCUUAUAUGUCGGAUCGUGUGCAUGUCGUCGACUAUGGCGUACAUUGUAAAGUCUACUAUGCUCAUGCAAAUGAACCAAUUAUUCAAAGCUGCUCCUUGGAUUAUCGUUUAGAGUAUUCCACUUCUGGAUUGCUACUUCACCAACCGUGGAAACUCUUUUCUUGGAGACCAUUUUCGGCAGGAUUGAUCCUCUUUUGUGCAGGCGUAUAUUUAAUGAGUGCUUGUAUGCGUAUUCUUGGUUAUUUGGGCUCUCCAAGGACUCGUUUCCAUGACUCUACUCGGUGGAACGAGCAAAAAUACUUGGAACAAGCCAUUGCUGCUGCAGACGACAACUUUCCUGGUCGGAGCUUUUUCAAUAACAGUAUAAAGCAAAGAGUUCCUAUGGCUAUAGUUGAAGAUCUUGCAUAAUGAUCGUAGUCUCUUCAUAUUUUAUUCUACACGGCAUCCUUAACUGUUUAGCAUAUUACCUCUACCGCUGAUAUCUCCUAUUCGAUGUGGAAAAGGGUUCAACAAUGAUUCUCCUAUAAUAUUAUUUAUCCAUUUGCAUGUUUUAUCAUCCCCUUUCCGCUAUCCUCAUUGCUGGUUGCAUGCAUAUAUUCACUCGCCUAAAUUCUUGUCAGUUAAUUCGGAGUUUCCUAUGGCAUUUUAUUUACUAUCUCUCUUUGCUUCAUAUAGAAAACACCUUCCUCUCCUACAUCAUUCUGCUGCAUAAAAAAGUAAGUUUACAGUCGAGAAUUCUCUAACACAACCGUUGAUGAGAAGAGGGUCAGAUAUUACCUUCAACUUAGAGUACUGCAUAUCAUAA